Messenger RNA from Lemur catta (Ring-tailed lemur), 11814 nucleotides. It is a transcript of the gene ABL2, whose product is annotated as ABL proto-oncogene 2, non-receptor tyrosine kinase. Gene Ontology annotation, molecular function: non-membrane spanning protein tyrosine kinase activity; protein binding; ATP binding. NCBI's taxonomy places the organism in Eukaryota, Metazoa, Chordata, Mammalia, Primates, Lemuridae. The transcript is spliced from 12 exons. The record is from RefSeq and is a predicted model, not a curated record. Bases 266 to 3814 code for a protein of 1182 amino acids. Gene Ontology annotation, biological process: regulation of apoptotic process; protein phosphorylation.
CGGUGGUUUAAAGAUGGCGGCAGCGGCGGCGGCGGCGUUGGGGGCGCGGAGUCGCGGGAGGAGGAGGGAAAAGGAGAAUCUGUGAGUCGCCUAGAGGCAGCGAGGCGGCUGCUGUGAGGAGUCCGGGUGCGGAGCUGCCCGCAGGGCCGGGGCCCGGGCCUGUGCUGGGAAGGAGAGGCCGGAGCAGCGCCAGGAGUCCGAGGCCGGAGCCUGAGAGGAAUGUGACCAGGGGUCGGCGGGGGCGCGGGAGUACGCGAGCACAGGGAUGGGGCAGCAGGUGGGCCGCGUCGGGGAGGCUCCGGGGCUCCAGCAGCCUCAGCCCCGCGGGAUCCGGGGCAGCAAUGCAGCCAGGCCCUCCGGCCGCAGGCGGGACCUGGCGGGGCGCACCACAGAGACCGGCUUCAAUAUCUUCACCCAGCAUGAUCACUUUGCCAGCUGUGUGGAGGAUGGCUUUGAGGGAGACAAGACUGGAGGCAGUAGUCCAGAAGCCUUGCAUCGCCCCUACAGUUGUGAUGUGGAACCCCAGGCACUGAAUGAAGCUAUCAGGUGGAGCUCCAAGGAGAACUUGCUUGGAGCCACUGAGAGUGACCCUAAUCUCUUCGUUGCACUUUAUGAUUUUGUAGCAAGUGGUGAUAACACACUCAGCAUCACUAAAGGUGAAAAGCUACGAGUCCUUGGUUACAACCAGAAUGGUGAGUGGAGUGAAGUUCGCUCUAAGAAUGGACAGGGUUGGGUGCCAAGCAACUACAUCACCCCAGUGAACAGCCUGGAAAAACAUUCCUGGUACCAUGGACCUGUGUCACGCAGUGCAGCAGAGUAUCUGCUCAGCAGUCUUAUCAAUGGUAGUUUCCUGGUGCGAGAAAGUGAGAGCAGCCCUGGGCAGCUAUCAAUCUCACUCAGGUACGAGGGGCGUGUGUAUCACUACAGGAUCAAUACCACCACAGAUGGCAAGGUAUAUGUGACUGCUGAGAGUCGCUUCAGCACCUUGGCAGAGCUUGUUCACCAUCACUCCACAGUGGCUGAUGGGCUGGUGACAACAUUACACUACCCAGCACCCAAGUGUAAUAAGCCUACAGUCUAUGGUGUGUCCCCCAUCCAUGACAAAUGGGAAAUGGAACGAACAGAUAUUACCAUGAAGCACAAACUUGGGGGCGGUCAGUAUGGAGAGGUUUACGUUGGCGUCUGGAAGAAGUACAGCCUUACGGUUGCCGUGAAAACGCUGAAGGAAGAUACCAUGGAGGUGGAGGAGUUCCUAAAAGAAGCUGCAGUGAUGAAGGAAAUCAAACAUCCGAAUCUGGUACAACUAUUAGGUGUGUGUACUUUGGAGCCACCAUUUUACAUUGUGACUGAAUAUAUGCCGUAUGGGAACCUGCUUGAUUAUCUCCGAGAAUGCAACCGAGAAGAGGUGACUGCAGUUGUGCUGCUCUACAUGGCCACUCAGAUCUCUUCUGCAAUGGAGUAUUUAGAGAAGAAGAAUUUCAUCCAUAGAGAUCUUGCAGCUCGUAACUGCCUAGUGGGAGAAAACCAUGUGGUAAAAGUGGCUGACUUUGGUUUGAGUAGAUUGAUGACUGGAGACACCUAUACUGCUCAUGCUGGAGCCAAAUUUCCUAUUAAGUGGACAGCACCAGAAAGUCUUGCCUAUAAUACGUUCUCAAUUAAAUCUGAUGUCUGGGCUUUUGGGGUACUGUUGUGGGAAAUUGCUACGUAUGGAAUGUCACCAUAUCCAGGUAUUGACCUGUCUCAGGUCUAUGAUCUGCUGGAAAAAGGAUAUCGAAUGGAACAGCCUGAGGGAUGCCCCCCUAAGGUUUAUGAACUUAUGAGAGCAUGCUGGAAGUGGAGCCCUGCUGAUAGGCCCUCUUUUGCCGAAACGCAUCAAGCUUUUGAAACCAUGUUCCAUGACUCCAGCAUUUCUGAAGAGGUAGCUGAGGAGCUUGGGAGAGCAGCCUCGUCAUCGUCUGUCGUUCCAUAUCUGCCCCGGUUACCUAUGCUUCCUUCUAAGACUCGGACACUGAAGAAACAGCUGGAGAACAAGGAGAACAUUGAAGGGUUACAAGAUGCCACAGAAAACUCUGCUUCCAAUUCAGCACCAGGGUUCAUUAGAAGUGCACAGGCCUCCAGUGAGUCCCCAGCACUGCCUCGAAAGCAAAGAGACAAGUCACCCAGCAGCCUCUUGGAAGAUGCCAAAGAGACAUGCUUCACCAGGGAUAGGAAGGGAGGCUUCUUCAGCUCAUUCAUGAAAAAGAGAAAUGCUCCCACACCCCCCAAACGCAGCAGCUCCUUCCGAGAAAUGGAGAAUCAGCCCCACAAGAAAUAUGAACUCACGGGUAACUUCUCCUCUGUUGCUUCUCUACAGCAUGCUGAUGGGUUCUCUUUCACUCCUGCCCAGCAAGAGGCGAAUCUGGUGCCAGCCAAGUGCUAUGGGGGGAGCUUUGCACAGAGGAAUCUCUGUAAUGACGAUGGUGGUGGGGGUGGGGGCAGUGGCACUGCUGGGGGUGGGUGGUCUGGCCUCACAGGCUUCUUUACGCCACGCUUAAUCAAAAAGACACUGGGCUUACGAGCAGGUAAACCCACAGCCAGUGAUGACACUUCCAAGCCUUUUCCAAGGUCAAACUCUACAUCUUCCAUGUCCUCAGGGCUUCCAGAGCAGGAUAGAAUGGCAAUGACCCUUCCCAGGAACUGCCAGAGGUCCAAACUCCAGCUGGAAAGGACAGUGUCCACCUCUUCUCAGCCAGAAGAGAAUGUGGACAGGGCCAAUGACAUGCUUCCAAAAAAAUCAGAGGAAGGUGCUGCUCCAACCAGGGAGAGACCAAAAGCCAAACUAUUGCCCAGAGGAGCCCCAGCUCUUCCUCUCAGAAACCCCUCUGGGGAUCCAGCCAUUACCGAGAAGGACUCUGCAGGGGUGGGAGUGGCUGGAGUGGCAGCUGUUCCCAAGGGCAAGGAGAGGAAUGGUGGGGCACGACUUGGAAUGGCUGGAGUCCCAGAGGACAGAGAGCAGCCAGGCUGGUCUUCUCCAGCCAAGGCUGUAGCAGUCCUCCCAACCACUCACAACCACAAAGUGCCCGUCCUUAUCUCACCCACUCUGAAACACACUCCAGCUGACGUGCAGCUUAUUGGCACAGACUCUCAGGGGAAUAAAUUCAAGCUUUUAUCUGAGCAUCAGGUCACAUCCUCUGGAGACAAGGAUCGGCCCAGACGGGUAAAACCAAAGUGUGCCCCACCCCCCCCACCAGUGAUGAGACUACUGCAGCAUCCGUCCGUAUGUUCAGACCCUACAGAAGAGCCGACUGCCCCAACUGCAGGACAGCCCACGUCAGAAACGCAGGAAGGAGGGAAGAAGGCAGCUCCAGGGGCAGUGCCCGUCAGUGGGAAAGCUGGGAGGCCUGUGAUGCUUCCGCCUCAAGUGCCUCUGCCCACAUCUUCCAUCUCGCCAGCCAAAAUGGCCAAUGGCACAGCAGGUACUAAAGUGGCUCUGAGAAAAACUAAACAGGCAGCUGAGAAAAUCUCAGCAGACAAAAUCAGCAAAGAGGCCCUGUUGGAAUGUGCUGACCUACUGUCCAGUGCAAUCACGGAACCUGUGCCCAACAGCCAGCUGGUAGACACUGGACACCAGCUGCUCGACUACUGCUCAGGCUACGUGGACUGCAUCCCUCAAACUCGCAACAAAUUUGCCUUCCGCGAGGCCGUGAGCAAACUGGAACUCAGCCUACAGGAGCUACAGGUGUCUUCAGCAGCUGCUGGUGUGCCCGGGGCAAACCCUGUCCUUAAUAACCUACUGUCAUGUGUACAGGAAAUCAGUGAUGUCGUGCAGAGGUAGCCACUGUUGGCCUAGUGGGAAGAUGCACACGUUUCUGAGGGGAGAGGGAAAGGGACUUGUUUUCCUGUGUUCUUGUUUUCAGAUAAUGAAAGACUGAUACUUGAGUGUGUUUAUGUUAAGUACGUCAGAUCCCUGAGUUCUCACGUUUACAGGUUCAUCUCAAAAAGAACAAAAGCAAACCACGUAAGUAUAUAGGAGAGGCGAAUUAGGUGGGGGCGAGGCAGUAGUGGACAGGGUUGGAAACUGCAUUGGAGAAUCGGAGAACAUGUGUGUGUCAUAAAGAAAGAAAUGCAGCCCAUCCCUACCUGGAAUGAUGUGAAGUGCUAGACAGGGCCACUCCCAGCAAGGCUUCAGGGACUGUGCCCGGACAGUGGAUUGCCACUCAUUCUGCACCACGGGAAAGGGAAUGGACUGGGGCUCUGGUAGGUGCUCAUGAUGAUUGUGCUCCAGGUUACCUAACGAAUUUGGUGGGACAGAAAAAAGGAAAGCUGGGAAUGUACCAGAAGAGGUUGUAUUCCAGGCAGUUGGAAGCAGCUGUUAGCCUUGCUUCCACAAGGUCAUUGCUGCUGAAAUAACUGCAAAUCAAAGUGCUAGAAAACAACUGGAAAGUGUGGCUCUAUGUGUAUGCUCUUGUCCUAUUUUCCAUUGGUGUAUUAGUUGGUGCAGGAAGUAAAGAAUGCUGAGGAGUUUAGUCAGGGAGAUUGAAACUUCCUCCUGAAUCUUAUAUUGAUUAGCAGAAGUCACUUCUCCCGGUCUAGUAUAUUAUUUCCUAGUGGACCAGGAUCAGCUUCCUGCUUCUUGGUGGCUGUCUGUAAACCAUAGUAUAGGGAGGCCUCCUUAGUGGUUCUUCUUUGUCCCUUGCUGGGCAGGCUGUUUCCUUUAUUUCUGGCAGCAUUCAUUGCAUUAACUGACAUUAAUUUUGAAAAUAGUGGUCCCUGCAGGUUCUUACCGGGGAAUGAAUCCUUUUCUGAUACAGUGCCCAUGCAUGCUGGCAUAUUGGCCAGUGACUCAAGCAGUUGUAUGUUUCUUUAUCAGCUAAAAUACCAAGGAGAUGGUCUUUCCUUGAAACCUAAUAGCCAGGCCCAGAGCCCUGUGACUGAGAGGAGAAGCUGGCCUCAUACUGAUUGGUGUUUCUCUGUAUCUUCCCCUUCCUUAUCACCUUGAGCCCCAUCUAGGUAGAGAGUAGGGAGAGGCAUUCUCUCUCUCUCUCUCUCUCUGUGGAUUUGAAGUGAAUUACCCCAAAAUGAUUCUCACGUGCUUUUCUCCUCUCACAUAUUCCCUCUCCCACCCCCCAUCCAAUCAUUGUGCUUAUUUUUGCAGAUCUUGUUGGGAAUAUUCUUUAUUUUGCCAUUUCACCUCUAUUUUAAGAAUGCAUAAUUGAAGGAGUAGGUCAUUUUCAGGAAGCACCAGUUAGACCCUGGAAACCUAAUAACUUAACCACCAAAUAUGUUUUGCCCUUGAAAAAUAGGCCUUUUCCUUCCUUCCUCAUUUAUUAUUAUGGAAGCUAAACUAGGAUCACACAGAAGUGAAUCUAAUGGGUUAGAUAUUAUUAAUGUUUUUGGUAUUAGGUCUAAUUUCAAUUACUGCUUCAUGAACACUUUAAAACUUUAUGAACACUUCCCCCUCUCUCCCCAAGAAAAACCCAAUACAUAAUAUAUUUUUUUCCCUCAAAGGAAUAUUAGCUUAGGAAGACAGGAAUUCAGCGUCGAGCAAUGAGUUUUCUUCUUGGCUCUGUCAUGAUCCACUGUCAAGCCACAGCCCCAUCUCUUAAGCUAGUAAAUAAAGGUAAUAGUACAUGUUUUUUAAGGUGUUUUGCAAAUAAGUGUAUAGUUAUCCCUUUGAGAGUCUCUGGAAAGCUCUUUAGUGCAGUGUUGUUAUGUUGAAUUGUUUUUCAUUCUCUUCUUUGAUGAGUACCAGAUAUUAGUAAAGUUUAAAACUGCUGAGAUUAUAUUAAUUGGGCUAGCAUACUAUGGGGGAAGCUAUGUUUUGAAUAGAGUUUGGCAUUUUUGACCAAGCAGGAAAUUGAGUUUUCAUUAGAAAGAAAGGAAACCUUGAUUCUUACUGCUGCUCCAAAAGAGGCCCAGGUUAAGAGAAGGAUUAGAAGAGAGCAGACAGUACUGGGCAUUCCUGGCAGAUGUUGGGCGAUUUCUGCCAGUGUGUUACCUCCAGCUUCAGCACAGGGAAUUAGUGAUCAGGUGAAUUUCCUUGUAGUGGUUGGAAGAGAACUUGGAUUUAAAAACCCACAAUCAUCCCACCUUCCCUGCCACUCCCCUCAUCAUACAUGUCCAUAAACUUGAAUUCGUUUUAGCAGUUAGCCUUUUAAGGGUGGGGAGGGGACAGCUAAAACUGUAGAAUAUUAUUAUGCUGCUUUUUAAGUUUAUCCCUGUCAUUGUGGGAUGCAAGUUAAGGGAUUAUAAUUAUUUUUUAGGAGUACUUUUUUAAUUUUUUUUUUUUUUAAAGCAAGUGCUCCAUUUUUCCUCAAGAGUUCUGAAAAUAAGCAUUGGAGAAACACUACUGAGUAUAUUUAAGCUCCCUGGUUUUCUCACUGAACAGUAAUCUUAAGGGUAGGGGGUGGGGGCUGUGUCUUACUCAGGGGGCAGCACCUAGCUCUGUCUUGCCUACAGUAGGUGCUCAAUACAUACAUUAAAUUGAUUUUUGUUAACACUGUCAGGAGUAGCAUUGACUAUUGUAGCACACCCCAUCAACAUGAUGCUUGAACCGUGUAAUUUCAGGGGUUGAGGGCUCAGGGUUCAGGUUAAAGAGGCACUGUCAACUUACUAUCAAGUAUAAUGUAGGUUUUUCCUUCUACUUAAAAAAACCUCAUGUAAAUUAAAAGGUUUGAAUCCAAAGCAGAGAAAACUACUUCUAGAAACUAAAAAUAUAGUUUAAUUUUAUCUAGUCUAAAAGCAAAGCAAAUAGCAAGAGAACAGUCCCUUGUAUAAGAUAUUGACAAUUUUUCUAAAGUGGUUAAACUGUAUAUAUGUGUGUGUGUACACACACGCAUGCCUUUGGGCUGCCACAGCUUGAUUCCUUUCAUAUACAGGUAAUAUGAUUCCAGUGUAGACUUCCUACCUUAAAAUGCAGUGUUUUGUGUUGAAUACAUCUAAAGUAUUUUCUUAAAAGGCUUUGUGUAAAAUUGUGUAUAUUCUCCUGCAGACUUCCAUCGUGAUUUUCAGAGAUAUAGCCUUAAAAAAAUUUGACCGUAAGAAAUUCAUUCAGUGUUUUUCUACAUGACCUCUGUACAUAGAGGUCAUUAUAGUGGAGACCCUUUACUAGUAGCAUUUUAAGGUUUAAAGUAGAAAUUUAUCUUACAAUUCAAUUAAAUGUUUGCUAGCAAAAUAGUUAAUAAAACAUGCUGACUUUGCUAAGGCACAGCCCAUGUUUAUUUAACUAAAGUCACGGAGCUGUUGAGUUUAAGAGAUGCGAUAUAGAUAGUGGUUUACAGGCUCUAAUGCCAGUCUAGAAGGCAAGUCAUUUAACCUUCCUGAGCCUCUGUUUCCUCAUAGUAAAACAGGGAUAGAGUAGUAACUGUCUCAGUAUUGCUGUAAGGAUUAAAUAAGGUAAUGUUUGUAGGAGACUUAAGCUCAAGUGCCUGGCACACAGUGAGCACUCCAUACAUGUUAACUAUUAGUAUUAUCAUUAACACCUAGUCCAGGGAUGUACAACAGAAUCCCCGAGGUGGAGUUCAAAAAAUAAUGAAUUAGCCUUACUCCAGAUCAGAAUUCCCAGUGGGGUAGGGUCUCAGCUGAUGUAUUUUCCAAUAAUCUGUCCAGGUCUUUCAGACACCCAGUGCCAUCUGAAAACUGUCAAUACCCCAACCCAUUUAUCUGCAGAUUAGGAAACUAGAGGAGGGGAUCGUUAAGUUACUUGCCCAUUAUCUCAGAACAGUUAGCUAGUGGCAGAGCCAAGGCUAGAAUUCGGGUCUCCUGACUUUAUGGUUGUGGGGUCUUUCCCCCAUACCUGCUGCCUUGUGAGACACUGCAAAAAAGUAGCUCAGAUUGACAAUCAGCCCACAUUGGCGCUGCACACUUUCUAAAGCACAUGCUCCGGGCACUGACCUUAAGGGGCUUGCAUGUUGAAUAAUUUGAACACGAGUAAAGCAAGCAUUCUGUGGAACUCAAUAAUUAAAAUUAUAUGGGGUCAUUCUUUUGGACAGACCUCAGCAACACAGCAAUGUGCACUUUGUAGUAGAGAAAUACCAACUUCAGUUUAAGAAAAAAAAAAAAAACUAGUCCUAACAUUCCUUUUUCUUAAAAAAAUUUUAUUCUGUAUCAUUUUAAUGACUAUGAGAUAAUGUAUAUGAAAGCACUUUGAGAAAGUAUCAAAUGUAGUCUAACUAUAAGGUUGUAUUAUUAAUGUCUGUUUAGAAGAUAAAAGAGAUGAUUAGAUGCUAAUUGACCUGAAGACUUAUUUGUGGGGGACCUGAAAAUGCAGAUAUAUAAUUACCUCUGUAAUUUAUCACAUUUAUAAAUAUGAAACUGGUAAAUGAACAUGUGCAGGUAUAAUAAGUGUUUUGCUGCAACUAAAGUUGUAAUUCAGAGGUAAGUAACUUCAGAAAACUAGGGACCAACUUUUUGGUUAACUUUGAUCUUUAAAAAGUAGUAAUGUGUAAUGUUCUCCAGAAUACAGAAGCUCUUCCAGGGACCUCAAGAAGAAUGAGGCCCUCUUACUCUGGAACAUUUGUUCGUUUGUCCCCUACAUGUUCAGCCAUUUCUUAUCCUAAAUGUGGUGGGAGCAGACUCAUUACCUAUUGCUGUUGACAGUGUCUUUUUAAACCUAUGUCCUGUGUGGUUUUGUUGGGGUUGUUGUUGGGGGGCAGGGUGGGGGACAGAGGUUGCUGGACAGCCGUAGAGCCAGUGCACUUUGGGAAUUACUUUUUAGGAUUUCCUACCAGUUAUAAAUGGCAUUGUCAUUUAUUGUCUAUCUUUAUUUUUUUUAAUAAAAAGAGUAGCUGAACUUAAUUCACCUAUUGGAUUAUAAAAUACUCAAGAGUAAAUUGCAUUGGUGUCCACUUUGGAGUUAUAGCUAUACAUCAUUCUGACUUCCCCCGCUCCCUUCUGUUUUUGCUACUGAUGUCAUUGUUAUUAUCAGGCUGUGUCCCUAUAAGGGUUCAUAUUGGGUUGACAGGGUUAUCUGUAUUUUUGUUCUUGAUGAUUUUUGAGUUUCAUCAUCUUGCUUGCAUUAACUUGCUCCACCUGGAUUUGGGGUUCGUCUCUGUGCCCUAAGUAUCUGUUAUGGUCAGUCCUCUUUAUAAGGUAGGUAGGUCUCUGGGCUUAAGUUUCCUCUCUUGAAGUACUCAUAGAUUCCAGCUGUUUGUGUAUCUCUCCCUUAGCCUCUGUCAAGGCAGUAGCUCAGUUCCUUUGUACAUGCCUCCUUCAGUUGGGGAUAUGUGGGAAGGUGAGAGAACUAGAGAAAGGAAGCUCCAAGGGAGAUUGUAUCUUUCUGCCACAAGCUGACAAAGGCAGCCCAAGGGCACCUGUGAUAAGCCAGGGUAAGUGCUGCAAGCCAUAGCCUCUAGUGAGAGAACAGAGGCCUCAGGCUGGUCUGAAACUUUUCCUACUCUUAGCAGUCAGGAUAUCUGCAUUGUUUUGAUAAAGUUCCAGUUUUCCAACUAUUAGACUUUAAAAAAAUCUAAUACAAGGCUUGCUUUUUUUUGGCAAGCCAGUAAUGCCUGGGGUAACAGUUACUGUUCCCUGCUCUGUUUAGCACAGCUGCAGCUCGCCUAGACUAUUCGCCAUCCCCUCUGCUUCUCUGUUACUGGGGAGGCGUGGGUAAGUGGGUUUCUGGAUGAGCUGCAUCCUGCUCCAGAGCAUUCAUCCAGGUAACUCUCUUAGCUCCAGCCUAUCUUUUGUGAAGUUUAUUUUAAUGUCCAGAAGGAUGCGUUUCUGUUCUGGGGCUGCUGCUUUUCAUGCUGCCCACCUGAGAUAUAUGUUCUGUCUGGAGUGUAUGCAAGAUGAUACCUUCAUUUCUGACUCAAUAUCCUAGAUCCACAGGACAGGAAAUGAGGGAAGGCUUCACCCUGCAUCAUCGGUGUGAGAUCUCUUACUUCAACCCAGGUAUGGAGGCCUGUGGCAUGUCAUCUUAGUUCCAAGCUGGCUUGGAGUGGCAGAGGUCAUCCCUGGAGAUUUGUACCUUCAAAGAUGGGUUUCAUGAGUCUUGCGGAGGAAAAGACACAUCAGCUGGGUUAAUUUUGCAUGAUCAUUGAACUAGAACUGGUAGAAAUGAGCUUCGUGGAUGGCUGAAGCUCAAAGGCCUCAUCGGUGAGAAUUCCCCCACUUUAAAUGUUUUCCCCUCGUGGCGUGCUGAUUUGGCAGGUUGAUGUUCUUCGUCCGACUUGGUGAGCUGGGGGAGGAUGCUGUCACUGAAUCCUUCCCUCCAAUUGCACUUGCUUCUUUGCUCCCAUGUACAGUGUGUACAAUUAUAAAUUUGAAAUUGUUCACCUCUCCUAGAAAAAUUAUGUAUCUUUUAAUCUCCCCAUUUUUGGGUAACCUGAACACAGUAGCAAAGCCCUGUCAACUCAGCCAGAGGUAGCAGAUAGCAUGCUGAGUGGGUCUUCAAACCUGCAGACUAUUCAAGGUCUUUAAAGCCUAAAGGCUGGGCACAGCAGUGUCCUUAGACUGCACCAUAUGUGGAGAAGAAUUGUGAUACAUGCACUCUGUCUGUUCUGUGAGAUUCUUUGUUCAUCCUUGUACUCGCAACAGCAGAUUUUGGGGUCCUACGUGACACUCCACUUUUCCACAAGGCUUGAGGUCUCUGAGCAUGCCACUUAACCCUCUAGUACAUGCUGGAGGUGAACUAUCAAAUGCUAGAGGCUUUACAGGGAGUUUGUAUAGUCGGAACUAGUCUCAGACUAGGAGUUUUAAAUUGUGUAAUUAGGCAUCAUAAAAUUUAGUUGAAGAAUGGGACGUGUGGUUAAUAAAAUUUUUAAAUAUAUAGAUACUUAAUUUUCAACAAUUAUAAUAAUAAAAAAGAUAUAAAGGUAUGCCAAAUAAAUUUAUUCUUGUUUUGAAAGAUACUGCAGGACCCUGCAGUACAUUAAGGUCAUCAGUAGUAAAUCCCAAAUACUGUUCUGUACAGUUCAGAAGUAUUGUACCAAGUAUUGUGAGUAGCAAGAAUGCCAGGAGACAGAGAUGCUUGUGGUAGGUGAGGGUCAAACUAGCUUUCUUCCAUUUGACAGCCAUUUCUCACUGUGGACACUCAGACUCAUUAAAGAGGAAUUUUCUGAGAUCUUGAGAAAUCAUCUUGAUUAAGCUGAUUGUCCUUCAGGGCACUUAGUAUUCAGAAACUAGAAAGGACAAUGAGGUACUCAUUUUAUAGUUUUGGGCAUAUAUUUGAAAGCCCUCACAUCUCAGAUCUGUAUAGAGGGUACAUGUUUACAUCCAUAACCGCACGCACAUGCACUGUCGUCGUGCCCAUAACACAAGGGGGAGUAAGUGAAAGCGGAGUCAGUUCCCUCGUGGCGUAUGGUGACCAGAAGCAGUAGUGUGGUUGAUAAGCUGGCCGUGCACAGGCUGAGCUGUUGGCACACACUCAGAAACCCCAUCUCCCUCGUAGACCUCACACUUUUCCUUCUUUAAAAUCUAACUCUCUAAUGACUAUCAGUGGAGAAACCCCAAUUUUAUUAAAGCUCACCUAAAAAUGUUUGAACAUUUCAUGGUGGUUGACAGAACUUUGUCCUAAAGCAUAGUGAUUCAGAUUCUUUACAACUCGUUUAACGUUUAUACCAAAGGUCACGCACUGCAGGUGUAUGCGUCGUACACAGAGAGGUGAGGCCUGGUGCGUCGGGCACUGUGUGCAUUGCUAAGGGGACAAUGUGGGAUUUAACUGAAAAUGUGUCAAUCAUGGGUCACACUACUAGUGUUGUCAGGUAUUUGUUCUUAAUGUUAUUGUAAUAUAUUUUCAGUUUUGUUUUUCUAAUUUAAUUCUCUCACUCUGUUGUCUGACUGUGAACUGCUAACAGUGUUAAACUUGAUGUAAAUAAAUGAGGCCCUUGAAAGGGA